Messenger RNA from Scleropages formosus (Asian bonytongue), 2134 nucleotides. It is a transcript of the gene tent5aa, whose product is annotated as terminal nucleotidyltransferase 5Aa. The record is from RefSeq and is a predicted model, not a curated record. NCBI's taxonomy places the organism in Eukaryota, Metazoa, Chordata, Actinopteri, Osteoglossiformes, Osteoglossidae. Gene Ontology annotation, molecular function: RNA binding; poly(A) RNA polymerase activity. The coding region runs from base 364 to 1686 and encodes 440 amino acids. Gene Ontology annotation, biological process: mRNA stabilization. The transcript is spliced from 2 exons.
AGGAGAGAGGCGCUUUAAACCUGCUGAGCUGGUCGCUCGACGUCUCUUAUUCCGAGUAGCAUUUGCUGCAGAUUUACUUCGGCUCGCGCGUAAUGUCAGUGUGUCCUCGACAUGAGUCCGCUCUGAUUUAACCGAGGGGGGGGGCGGGACUUGGCAAAGCAAGAGUCAGCUGCGGAAAAGCUGCCGAGUAAGUGCGUGCAGUUGGAACAUCGGUAGAAAUUGCGAGGCGUGACUCGCACUCGGGGCCAUGGAGUCACAGGCGGACCUGCGGAGAAGCCCGAGCGCUGCAGCGGGCAGAAGAGCCUGAUCCACGGAGGAGAUCCACUUCUUCUCACGCACUAAGAUCUGCAGAGAGAGAGAGUAAUGCGAGAGGAGCCCUCGCCGGCCCCAGUGACGUGCUCCCGAAGUGUCCUUCCCUCCUGCUCCUCCUCGGUGACGGCGGAGGAGGAGAGAUGGCCCGAUGAGGAGAAGAAGCCGGGAGACCUGAGAGCUCGGCACACGUUCGCGAUGAUGAUGAUGGCCGACGAGCAGCCCCGGGGCUCCAGCGUCCUCAGCUGGGAGCAAGUGCAGCGCCUGGACUCCAUCCUGACCGAGAGCAUCCCCAUCCACGGCCGGGGUAACUUCCCCACGCUGCAGAUGAAGCCCCGGCAGAUCGUGAGGAUCGUGCGCAGCCGCAUGGAGGAGAAGCGGAUCCGGGUGCGAGAGGUGCGGCUGAACGGCUCGGCGGCGAGCCACGUGCUGCACGAGGACAGCGGACUGGGCUACAAGGACCUGGACCUGAUCUUUUGCGCGGAGCUCGAGGGCGAGAGGGAUUUCCAGACGGUCAAGGACAUCGUGCUGGACUGUCUGCUGGACUUCCUGCCCGAAGGAGUGAACAAGGAGAAGAUCACAGCGCUGACCCUGAAGGAGGCCUACGUGCAGAAGAUGGUGAAGGUGUGCAACGACUCGGAUCGCUGGAGCCUCAUCUCGUUGUCCAACAACAGGGGCAAGAAUGUGGAGCUCAAGUUCGUGGACUCGCUGCGGCGGCAGUUUGAGUUCAGCGUCGACUCCUUCCAGAUCCAGCUGGACUCGCUGUUGCUCUUCCACGAGUGCUCCGCAUAUGCCAUGUCGGAGACGCUACACCCCACCGUGGUGGGUGAGAGCAUGUACGGAGACUUUAACGCCGCGCUCGAGCACCUGCGCCACAAGGUCAUCUGCACGCGCAGCCCGGAGGAAAUCCGCGGCGGAGGCCUACUGAAGUACUGCCACCUGCUGGUGCGAGGCUUCCGGCCCACCUCGGCAUCCGAGAUGAAGUCCCUGCAGCGCUACAUGUGCUCCCGCUUCUUCAUCGACUUCCCCGAUAUCGGCGAGCAGCAGCGUAAGCUUGAGUCCUACUUGCAGAACCACUUUGUGGGCCAUGAGGAGCGCAAGUAUGACUACCUGAUGACGCUGCAUGGCGUGGUGAAUGAGAGCACCGUGUGCCUCAUGGGACACGAGCGGCGCCAGACGCUCAGCCUCAUCGCCAUGUUGGCCUUGCAAGUGCUGGCGGAGCAGAACGUCAUUCCCAACGUGGCCAAUGUGACCUGCUACUACCAGCCGGCUCCCUACGUGGCUGAUGGAAACUUUGCCAACUACUAUGUUGCUCGGGUACAACCCAUCUUCCCGUGCCACAGGCACACUUACUCCACCUGGCUGCCAUGCAACUGAGCCAAAAAACCCCAACUUUUACCAUUGAGAGAUUCUGCAUAUGUCAUGUGCAUUCUGGGGAUGCAUGUGGUUCUCUGCUUCAUUUUGAAUUAACAAACAUGUUUGCCCUUAAUGCUCCAUGCAAAUGGUUGAGUAGUUGACCACUCUGCAGUCGCCUUUGACCACCUUGAUGAGCCACAUCAGGAUCUCAGCUGGACUGCUGUUUAGGCCGGCUUGUGUUGCGUGAUGCUGUCGUGAUAAACUCUUGGAUGAGUUGCAACACGUUCGUGUUGCUUCGUUGAGUUGGUUCAGCUGUUGUUGCAAAGCCAUCCCUCCCUCAGGUGAAGGCACCGUAUGAGCCCCUGACAGAGGCCAUAGUUGCUCAACACUCACUCUGCUGGGGUGGAAGGUGUGGUUCUGUUAUUUCACCAGCAAAAGAAAGAGAAUUAAAAUAUUACAUGUGCAUGAC